AUGGUUAAAAAUCCUCUGACACACCCUCUUUUUUCUUAUGUCAAUACAUCCAGAAGAUCAUAUUCGUCUUCAAAAUCAUUACCAGCUAUAUUAUCACUAUCAUCAGCAACAUUACCACCAUCACUAGCAAUAUUACCAUCAUUACCAGCAAUAUUACCACCAUCACCAGCAAUAUUACUACCAUCACCAGCAACAUUAUCAUAUUGGCAAUCAUCAUUAGCUUCAUUACUAUCACAAGCACCAUUGGCAUUAUUACCACUAUCACAAAUACUAUUAGCAUCGUUAUUGCAAGUAUUACUACAAAAUAAUUGGGCUUUUGGACCUUUUGGGCCCUUAGUUUUUCAUCUAUUUUCAAAGCCAUACCAAGCACAAUCACAGCCUAUUUCUUUACAACAUCAAGAAAAUCAAUCUUGCUCAAUUAAGUUACCAACCAUGGCUAAGUUUUUAAAAGAAAUAGACAAAAAAAAAGGAACAAAUGACUAUUAUCAGAAAUUUUUGGAUAAGUUUGAAAAGCAAAAG
Racocetra persica is the source of this 519-nucleotide messenger RNA. Lineage: Eukaryota; Fungi; Glomeromycota; Glomeromycetes; Diversisporales; Gigasporaceae. The record is from the annotation of a GenBank genome assembly.